GAAAAACAUUAAUAAUAUAAUCAUGGCUUAUAAACUGUCCCUAAUCUUUGUCAAUAUUAUUAUUCUGGUUCUCCUAUCAACUUUUGCUUAUUCCGCACCAUAUAAUAAUACAACUGAACAUAAUGAAAAUGAUAUAAUUAAAGAACAAGAUGAUAACUUCAUUUGUCUAAGUGGGUCAAACAUAGCUUGUUGUCCUCAAUUGGCGCACCAUGUUGCUUCUAAAUAUCAUUCACGAUGUGCAUCAAUUGUUCUAAUUAAUAAGAGUGGUUAUAAUAUGGUUUUGGACAUUAUCAAUCUUGAAGAUGGUCGCUGGGUUACAUCGGAUGAUUAUGAUGAUAUUGAUAUAAAUUGUGAACCACACUCUCUUCUAAAUGAUGAAUCUGAAGCUAUAUCUAGUGUUACAAGUCAUUUUCUUGGUGGAAUAUCGAGUGUUGUUAUUUUCACCAUAGAUGAUGAUAUUUCAAGCAGUUUUUUUAUCUCUUGGAAUGUUCCAACUAUUGGUUCCCCUAAAUAUUUAAUUGAGUUCUUUGAUAAAUCAUCAAAAGAUAAAUACAGUAUUAUAACUCAAAAAACCUUUAGAAACACAGUUUUUCGAAUUGAAAUUCAUAAAAGAAUUCCUUGGACUUGGUCUAUUCUUCCAUUGCUUGUGUUUUUUAUCGCUAUACCUUGCUGUUACAUUCCAAUGAUUAUGAAAGAAUCAGAAUUCAGAGAACGACUGCUUAAUUCUACUAGUUGGCAACAAAAAUCUUAUAAUUCUAACGGACAAAGCAAUCAAUCUUCUAAUUCCAACGGACAGGGUUAAUAAACAAACUUAUAAUUCCAACGGACAAGGUAAACAAUUUUAUAAUUCCAACAGAAAAGGCAAGCAAUCUCUGAUAAAAUACAUAAUCUUCUAAUUCCAUCAUUCAAAAUAAUCAAUAUCCUAACACUAUCGGUCAAAAUAAUCAAUCUUAUAAGUUUUUUUGGAACUGGAAUUAUCAUUAUUUUAAUUUUAUGUUAUAAAAAGAUUUUUUCAGAAAAAAAUAUAUUGCAGUAACAAGUAGAAUCAAAUCUUUUGAUGAAUUUUUUUCAAAUUCAAGCCUGACUCCGAACAUUGGAAAUUGUAGCUAUGAUCUCAAUGAUUAUAUUUAGUAAAUUUUAAAGACCAAAAUUGUAAUAAAAUUUGCAAAUACUUUUAAAGUAAUGAAUAUCAGACAAGGGUCAUUGAUAAAAAAAAAGUGAAAUAAUAAAAAAAAAAAUAUAAAAA
Molecule: messenger RNA, 1246 nt
Organism: Rhizophagus irregularis DAOM 181602=DAOM 197198
Lineage: Eukaryota; Fungi; Glomeromycota; Glomeromycetes; Glomerales; Glomeraceae
Source: RefSeq, a predicted model, not a curated record